AUGAAGUUGUUUCUUUUGCUGAACUACAUCUCUGUGGUCUUGGCUAACCGGCCAAAGCACCUUGUUUCACCGGAUAAACUCUCCUCUGAGAUCCGGCUGAAAGACCUUCUGAAGGGCACGCAAAAGCUCGAGGACUUUGCUUACGCGCAUCCUGAGCGAAACCGGGUCUUUGGUGGCAAGGCACACAAUGAUACUGUUGACUUCCUCUACCGCGAGUUGAAGAAGACCGGGUAUUAUGAUGUAUACAAGCAACCACAGAUCCACACAUGGACCAGCGCAGAAGCCUCUCUUUCUUUCAACGGCGACUCCAUUGAGAUUACCUCGAUGACAUACAGCCCCAGCGUUGAUAUUACUGCAGAGGUGGCUGUGGUUUCAAACGUCGGGUGUACUGCAUCGGACUACCCAACCGAGGUGGCUGGUAAGAUCGCCCUGGUCCAGCGUGGAGAAUGCACUUUCGCAGAGAAGGCGACGCUGGCUGGUACGGCGAAUGCAGCUGCAGUGAUUAUUUACAAUAACGCUGCAGGCUCUCUGAGUGGAACUUUGGGUGGAGUAUCCGAUGCGUAUGCUGCAAUUGGAGGCAUCUCCCAGGCCAACGGCGAGACUCUGCUCAGUGCGGCAGCCAGCGGUGUUGUGACUCUAUCUCUUGAGAUUGAUAGUAAAGUCGAGAACCGCACGACCUUCAACGUGAUUGCAGAGACAAAAGGUGGUGAUCAUAAUAACGUUGUUUCAUUGGGAGGUCACACCGACUCAGUCGAAGCCGGCCCGGGAAUCAACGAUGAUGGCUCUGGGAUCAUCAGUAACCUCGUGGUUGCAAAGGCGUUGACCAAAUUCUCUGUGAAGAAUGCCGUGAGGUUCUGCUUCUGGACUGGUGAAGAGUUCGGCUUGUUAGGGAGCGAAUACUAUACUUCACACCUGAGCUCUGCGGAACUAGCGAAAAUAAGGCUCUACCUCAACUUCGACAUGAUUGCUUCACCCAACUAUGCGCUCAUGAUUUAUGAUGGCGACGGAGACGCCUUCAACCAGACCGGGCCAGCAGGCUCUGCCGAGAUCGAGGCCCUGUUCCAGAACUAUUUCAAAUCAAAGAAGCUGGCAUAUAUUCCAACCGCGUUUGAUGGCCGCUCCGACUACGAUGGUUUCAUCUCUCGUGGUAUUCCUGCCGGUGGUAUUUUCACAGGCGCGGAGGGUAUCAAGACCGUCGAGGAGGCAAAGCUUUUCGGAGGUCAAGCAAAUGUCUCCUACGAUGUGAAUUAUCAUGCUGCCGGGGACAACACCACCAAUCUUAACCAUGAGGCAUUCUUGAUCAAUUCAAAGGCCACUGCUUUCGCCGUCGCUAAAUAUGCCACCAGCCUUUCGUCAAUCCCACCACGGACUGAAACCCCCACCAAGCGACGGACUAAGAGAGAGCCCCGAUCCCAUGCUCACACUAAGAACACCGGAUGCUUCCAUUCUCUGGUUGAAAUCUAA
Penicillium antarcticum is the source of this 1464-nucleotide messenger RNA. RefSeq names its product M28 family metallopeptidase. NCBI's taxonomy places the organism in Eukaryota, Fungi, Ascomycota, Eurotiomycetes, Eurotiales, Aspergillaceae. Gene Ontology annotation, molecular function: metalloexopeptidase activity; aminopeptidase activity. The record is from RefSeq and is a predicted model, not a curated record. Gene Ontology annotation, biological process: proteolysis. Bases 1 to 1464 code for a protein of 487 amino acids. The transcript is spliced from 2 exons.